AUCAAGGCAUAGAGCUCGAAGUCUUAAGAGCAAAAUUCAGCUCCAAAAAUGGGAAUUUUACUGGUUUUCUUAGCCACAUUUGCCUUAUCACUCACAAGUUCAGAGUGUUCAUUCUCCAUAACUGGAUAUGAUCCUAAGGACUUGUCGGAAGAGAGGCUCUCUAGCUUGUUUGAAACUUGGAGGCAAAGGCAUGGAAAAAUAUACAGGCACCAAGAGGAGAGAGAGAGAAGAUUUCAGGCUUUUAGAGAGAACCUGCUGUUCAUUGAUGCGACGAACAGGAACACGAGCAGUAAAUCUCGGCACAGGGUUGGGCUCAACAAGUUUGCAGACAUGACCAACAAGGAAUUUAAGGAGAUUUAUUCUUCCAAGAUAAAGAGACCGGGGAACAGAGAGAGAGCUGGGGCCGGUGCCAAAUCGCAGGCGGCAUCUUGUGAGGCGUCGUCCUCACUAGAUUGGAGGAAGAAAGGAGCAGUAACCGGAGUGAAGGAUCAAGGGAAUUGCGGGAGUUGCUGGGCAUUUUCUGUUACGGGAGCAAUUGAAAGCAUAAACGAAAUAGUCACAAGCGAGCUGAUAAGCCUAUCUGAGCAAGAACUGGUAGACUGUGACUCCACCAACGAUGGGUGUGAUGGAGGUUACAUGGAUUAUGCAUUUCAGUGGGUCAUUCAAAAUGAAGGGAUCGACACCGAAUCCGAUUACUCCUACACAGGACAAGAUGGCACUUGCAACACGGAAAAGGAGGAAAAGAAAGUGGUUUCGAUCGAUGGUUAUGAAGAUGUUGAGGAAGAAGAGAGCGCUCUCCUCUGCGCUGUCGUUAACCAGCCCAUCAGCGUAGGGAUCGAUGGAUCUGCCAUUGAUUUUCAACUCUAUUCUGGAGGCAUCUACGAUGGGCUAUGCUCGAGCAACCCAGACGACAUCGACCACGCCGUCCUGAUCGUUGGAUAUGCCUCUCAAGGUGAUGAGGAUUAUUGGAUUGUAAAGAAUUCAUGGGGCACAAGCUGGGGUAUCAAUGGCUACAUAUACAUACGUCGCAACACUGACCUCGAAUAUGGUGUUUGCGCCAUCAAUUCCAUGGCUUCAUACCCCACAAAGGAGUCCACAUCCCCAAGCCCUAUGCCAUCACCUGGUGCCCCACCCCCUCCAUCAACAACACCACCACCACCACCUCCACCGCCACCGCCACCACCACCAACACCACCCUCACCUCCAGGUCCUUCUCCAGUGAUUUGUGGAGACUUCUCAUAUUGUGAUUCCGGGGAGACAUGUUGCUGUUUAUUGGAACUGUAUGGAAUUUGUUUGGAGUACGGGUGUUGUGAAUACGAGAAUGCCGUGUGUUGCAAGGGCACCAUCUACUGCUGCCCUGAGGACUAUCCUAUCUGCGAUGUCCUGGACGGACUUUGCCUCCAGAGCUAUGGAGACUAUGUUGGGAUAGCCAUGAAGAAACGAAAGAAGGCACAACACAAGCUCCCAUGGUCAAACCCUGAUGAAGCCAAACUGAGAUCACAGAGCCACUACCAACCUCUCCAAUGGCGCAGGAAUGGAAUCGCAGCGGAAUAGUCACAUGGUGGGUCUAUUUCGAGUUCAAUGAUUUGCUUUGGUUUGAUCGUGAUGGAUAUUUUACAAUUUUUGUUGUUUCUUCUUAUUUUUGUGGGGCCGGAACUGAAGGGUGCAAGUCAGAAAGCGUUUCAUGUUGUUAUUUUGAUUAUCCAAGCAUGGCCGCAUUCAUGGAUUGGCUGACUUGGAUAUUUGAGAAAUAAAACUGUUUACCAUGAUAGACCACUCAUGUCCCUCAAAA
Messenger RNA from Amborella trichopoda, 1792 nucleotides. RefSeq names its product cysteine protease XCP1. Lineage: Eukaryota; Viridiplantae; Streptophyta; Magnoliopsida; Amborellales; Amborellaceae. Gene Ontology annotation, molecular function: cysteine-type peptidase activity. The record is from RefSeq and is a predicted model, not a curated record. Gene Ontology annotation, biological process: proteolysis.